AUGGCUACCCAGAUCUGCCCUCCGACCUUCUCCUCUGGGUCUGUCAAGGGCCUUUAUGGCUCCACAGGCUGCCUAUCUCGGUCCUCCAUCCGUUCCGUGGGCUCCUGUAGAGUCUCCAGUCUUGCUGGGAUGGGAGGGUCCAGCUCUUCUCUUAGGCUGGGUCUGUCAGGUCUUGGGGGCUGCAUGCCUGGCUCCUACCUGUCUACUGGGUGCCAUCCUUCUGGCUUUGUUGGGACGGGGGCCUGGCUCUGUGAGGGCUCCUUCAGUGGCACUGAGAAGGAGACCAUGCAGUUCCUGAAUGACCGUCUGGCCAACUACUUGGAAAAGGUCCGACAGUUGGAGCGGGAGAAUGGGGAACUGGAGUGCCGCAUCCGCGAGUGGUGUGAGUCUCAGAUCCCAUACAUCUGCCCGGACUACCAAUCCUACUUCAAGACCAUUGAGGAGCUGCAGCAGAAGAUCCUGUUAACCAAGGCUGACAACACCAGGCUGGUCCUGCAAAUUGACAAUGCCAAGCUGGCUGCUGAUGACUUCCGGACCAAGUACGAGACGGAGCUGUCCCUGAGGCAGCUGGUGGAGGCCGACAUCAAUGGCCUGCGCAGGAUCCUGGACGAGCUGACCCUGUGCAAGUCCGACCUGGAGAUGCAGGUGGAGUCCUUGAAGGAGGAGCUUAUGUGCCUCAAGAAGAACCACGAGGAGGAAGUCAGUGCCCUCCGCUGUCAACUUGGGGACCGACUGAACGUGGAGGUGGACGCUGCUCCGCCAGUGGAUCUCAACAAGGUCCUGGAAGACAUGAGAUGCCAGUAUGAGGUCCUGGUUGAGAAUAACCGCAGAGAUGUGGAGACCUGGUUCAACACCCAGACUGAAGAGCUGAACCAGCAGGUGGUGUCCAGCUCGGAGCAGCUGCAGUGCUGCCAGACUGAGAUCAUUGAGCUGAGACGCAACGUCAACGCACUGGAGAUCGAGCUGCAAGCUCAACACAGCAUGCGGAACUCCCUGGAAUCCACUCUGGCUGAGACCGAGGCGCGCUACACCUCCCAGUUGGCCCAGAUGCAGUGUCUGAUCACCAACGUGGAGUCCCAGCUGGCGGACAUCCGUUGUGACCUGGAGCGUCAGAACCAUGAAUACCAGGUGCUCCUCGACGUCAAGGCCAGGCUGGAGUCGGAGAUCGCCACCUACCGCCGCCUGCUGGAGGGAGAAGACUGCAAGCUUCCUGCCCACCCUGGCGCCAUGGAGUGCAAGCCUGCCACUAGGGUCCCUUACCUCCCCAGCGUGCCCUGCACCACGAAUGUGCCCUGUACCACGAGUGUACCCUGCACCCCAGCUCCCCAGGUCAACACCCAGAUCCGCACUAUCACCGAGGAGAUCCGAGAUGGCAAAGUCAUUUCUUCCAGGGAGCACAUGCAGCUCCGCCCGAUGUGA
This is a messenger RNA of Elephantulus edwardii (Cape elephant shrew), 1419 nucleotides long. RefSeq names its product keratin 36 (gene KRT36). The coding region runs from base 1 to 1419 and encodes 472 amino acids. NCBI's taxonomy places the organism in Eukaryota, Metazoa, Chordata, Mammalia, Macroscelidea, Macroscelididae. Gene Ontology annotation, molecular function: structural molecule activity. The record is from RefSeq and is a predicted model, not a curated record. The transcript is spliced from 7 exons.